AUGUUAUUCUAUUUGGGAGCCUUAGCCUUUCUUUCUUGCUCGGUCUUUUCCAUGCCACUGAGUACCACCGCUGAAACUCCCCACCAUACACUUCGGACGAAAAGCAGUGACGACAAGAGAAUCGUUUCUGAAAGCCAUCAGCUGCUACCUCGGGCAGGGGCACCAACCCCAACCUUACAGUCACUUGGACUUCGUGCUCGUGAAUGGGAUGGUAACUGGGUAGUUGGGGGCCCCCCCGGGUUCCUACUAUACGCGCGGGUAAAUAAUGAUGGACUCACGAUGGAUGUUUACAAAAUGGAAAACCCGAGUCCUCGAUAUAUCAAGAUGCGCAGCGCAAUUGCCGCGCUUUGGGAGGACAAGUCGGACUACUACCUGCGAAGCCUGCUACAUAUCAAGUACCACUCGAUUACAAACAAAGCAACCCUAUCAGCAAUGGAAAGGGCAUGGGAACUGGGAGACUGUGGAGACAACGCGGAGUGCAGGAUUCUUUGGAAUGAGGACGUACCGUUUGACGUGCUGAGGGAUGGUCCCUUUGGGCAGGGAGCAUCAAGGAUGAUCGGAGAGUUCUCAGGGAUGGCCAGCCACUACAUUUCGUCUUUCGACAUGAGCCAAACCGGGUUGGACUUCAACGCCGGUCCCGAUCAUCCUUGGCUGGUUAUCAACUUCCGGAGGUACGGUGAUGACUGA
This is a messenger RNA of Colletotrichum destructivum, 687 nucleotides long. RefSeq lists its product as uncharacterized. The transcript has a single exon. The record is from RefSeq and is a predicted model, not a curated record. The coding region runs from base 1 to 687 and encodes 228 amino acids. Lineage: Eukaryota; Fungi; Ascomycota; Sordariomycetes; Glomerellales; Glomerellaceae.